Messenger RNA from Dermatophagoides farinae (American house dust mite), 1207 nucleotides. The record is from RefSeq and is a predicted model, not a curated record. NCBI's taxonomy places the organism in Eukaryota, Metazoa, Arthropoda, Arachnida, Sarcoptiformes, Pyroglyphidae.
AUGUUUGUGUUGAUAAUGAUGAUGAUGAUUUUAAAUAUUUUUCAUUUGGAAAAUUUUCAAACAAACAAAACAACAAUGGAAUUUGAUCCAUCAAAAUAUUCAACAACAUCGUUCGAUUCGAUGGGACCAGCACUACAAUUGGUGAAAAUGAUCCAGAAACAAAAUGUUAAUAUAAAUCAGCCAUUAAGAAUCGUAGAUUUAGGAUGUGGUCCUGGUAAUUCAUCUAAAUUAUUGGCCGAUGCAUUUCCAAAAUCAACUAUAAUCGGUUUGGAUGUCGUACACGAAAUGAUUGAACAUGCAAAGAAAAAUUGUCCAAAUGAUCGUUGUAAAUUUUUUGUACAAGAUUUGAACAAACCAUUUGAUGAAUGGCAACAGGAGAUAAAAGAAAUAUUGUAUACAAAAUCAGCCGAUAUAAUAUUCUCAAAUUAUGCAUUACAAUGGAUAUUCGAUCCAUUCAUAUUAGGUGAUUCAAUCAAAAAGAUUUUAACACCAAAAACUGGCAUGUUUUUUGCCAAUAUAUUAUAUAGUGAUAUUCUAUCGGUUGUUGAUAAAAAUGAUCAACAUGAAUGUGCAAUGUUGGAACGUUAUCUUCGUUAUCCAAAUGAACAACAAUUCAUUAGUGAUUGGAUUUUUGGUCUUAAAAAUCGAAGCCAUCUACAUGAUAUUUGGAUCCAUUAUUGGCAACCAAGAUCUGUUUAUCCGGAAAAAUAUUAUCGUGAAUCAUAUGUAAAAUACCACUUAAAUGGCAUGAACAUUUCAUUGUUGAUGAUGUAUCGGCAGAUAUCCAUGCACGAAUGUCGGAAAUACUUAAGAAUUUAAUUCUUAAAAAACGUGUAAAACGUAUUAUACCCAGAAAUAUGAAUGGUAAACACGAUGAAUGUGAUUGUAAUGUUAAUGGCAACAAUCAUGUUAAAAAUGGUGAUAAUGAUGAUGGCGAAGUGAAUGAUAUUGAGAUUGAACAACAAGUAUGGACAAUUGUUGCUCGAUCAUCAAACGAUUCUUGUGUAUGUGUGUAUUAUGUAUUUUUUUUUUUUUUUUGCCCAAAUGAUAAUUAAUUUUCAAAUUUUUUUUUUUUAAAUUUAAUUUUACAACAAUGAAUACGGUACUGCCAUCUGUAGAUGGGCGAAUCAUGUAUUUACAAAAAUCUUUUCUAGAACAAAAAAAAAUGAUCAUCAUCAUUGGAAUAAAAAUAAAACGAUCCUGAAAU